UUGUGCCUUCCGCAGACCCUAGUCGCCAAGCGUCAGCACAGAGAGAGAGAGAGAGAGAGAGCGUGAUAUCUGGACGGCGGGAAAUUUUUCCAACUUCGGUGGGAGAAACUCGAUCGUCGGUUUUCCGGAGUCGAGGAGUUUUCCGGCAUUCGACGGUGCAGACCGAGAACUUUCGUGUCGGCUCGGAAAGUUGACUGUCUGGACAGAAACCGGCGUCGGGAGGCAAUCGGAGUACCGGAAUGAUGUUCACGUCGUCGACGGUGGGCGGAGUUUUCCGCUGCAGCGCGAUCGCACAGAGGAAGAACGGCGACAAGGCGGAGAGGGGCUUCCCGGAGUUUCUGCCGGUGGAGAUCGAGCGAGUCCGCGAUCGUGCGACGCGGAGGAUGGCUCAGCGAAUUGAGAGGCUUCCGGUCAAGACUAGCCUAUUGGAGAACUGUAUCUUGAGCAGUUGUGUGAAGCCACUGCAGAGGACCGGAGGCAGACCAGUUGUGCUUCUCCAUGGUUUCGAUAGUUCUUGUUUGGAGUGGAGAUACACCUUCCCUUUGCUAGAGGAUGCUGGACUGGAGACGUGGGCUGUUGAUGUUCUUGGGUGGGGAUUCUCUGACCUAGAGCAACUGCCUCCAUGUAAUGCAACCUCCAAGCGUGAGCAUCUAUAUCAGUUUUUCAGGUCAUACAUAACAAGGCCAUUGGUGCUAGUUGGUGCAAGCCUUGGUGCUGCAGUUGCAAUCGACUUUGCAGUCAACUAUCCUGAAUUUGUGUCAGAGUUGGUCUUGAUUGAUGCAAGUGUAUAUGCAGAAGGUACUGGACGCCUUUCCAGACUGCCAAGACCUAUGGCUUACACUGGGGUUUCCUUAUUAAAGAGCAUUCCUUUGAGGUUGGUUGCUAGUUUGGGGAUGUACAACAACAGUUCACUCUCAACCAUUGUCGAUAGAACAAGUGUGUCACUUCUACAUUGCUUACUUCCUUGGUGGGAUGAUGCAACUGUCGAUUUUAUGCUUAGUGGUGGAUAUAAUGUCAUUGCAGAUAUUAAUCAGGUAAAGCAGAAAACACUUAUUAUUUGGGGAGAAGAUGACAGAAUUAUUAGCAGUAAGUUUGCAAAGAAACUGCAUCAGGAUAUACCAAAUUCAAUUCUUCAUAUGAUUCCAGAUUGUGGUCAUGUUCCUCAUAUCGAGAAGCCAAAUGCUGUGGCCAGCUUGAUCCUGGACUUUGUAUGCAAAAAAGGUGCAACACAACAGAUACCAGAAUUGCGCAAGGAAUCCUAUAGGCCUGAUUUGGAUACCCCUUUGCAUAUUCUGUAGUGAAGCCUCACAGAAAGGUCAAGGCCGUGGGAGAGCAUGUGCAGGUCUUCAUUUCAGAAUAAGGAAGACUCGAACACGCGCUUGCUUUCCAUUGCAUGCAAAGAAAGUUGGCAGUAAACAAGCUCGAAACCCCUUAACUAGGAAGAUGUUCAUCCAGCAGUUUGCUUGUCUCUUUGUAUAGUUUACGAAUUUUGAAAUGUAAGUGGAAGCUGAUUUGUACGGGUGCUGGGGAACAGAUACAUUUGGAGGUUGAGGUUUCUUCAUAUAAAACUGGAAUUUCUUUUGCUUUU
Messenger RNA from Nymphaea colorata (pocket water lily), 1588 nucleotides. RefSeq lists its product as uncharacterized. The record is from RefSeq and is a predicted model, not a curated record. The transcript is spliced from 12 exons. Gene Ontology annotation, molecular function: catalytic activity. NCBI's taxonomy places the organism in Eukaryota, Viridiplantae, Streptophyta, Magnoliopsida, Nymphaeales, Nymphaeaceae. Bases 240 to 1298 code for a protein of 352 amino acids.